This is a messenger RNA of Dromaius novaehollandiae (emu), 1193 nucleotides long. RefSeq names its product glutathione S-transferase kappa 1 (gene GSTK1). Gene Ontology annotation, molecular function: glutathione peroxidase activity; glutathione transferase activity. The transcript has 8 exons. Gene Ontology annotation, biological process: glutathione metabolic process. The record is from RefSeq and is a predicted model, not a curated record. NCBI's taxonomy places the organism in Eukaryota, Metazoa, Chordata, Aves, Casuariiformes, Dromaiidae. The coding region runs from base 67 to 747 and encodes 226 amino acids. Gene Ontology annotation, cellular component: mitochondrion; peroxisome.
ACGGGGCCCCAGGCUGCGCGAGGAGGUGGUGCCUGCUCUUCCGGCGGGGGCGGGGCGGCAGGGGCGAUGGCGGCGGCGCGGACGCUCGUGGAGCUCUUCUACGAUGUGGUGUCGCCGUACUCCUGGCUCGGCUUCGAGGUACUCUGCCGGUACCAGCACAUCUGGAACAUUGAUCUGCGUUUUCGUCCAGCUUUUCUUGGUGGCAUAAUGCAAGCAACUGGUAACAAGCCUCCAGCAAUGUUGCCAAAGCGUGCCGAAUAUUUGCUGAAAGAUAUAAAAAGGAUGGGAAAGUAUUACCAAGUCCCUGUACAAAUUUCAGCAGAUGACUUCCAACGUAUCCUCGGUAAAGGCAGUCUUGGUGCCAUGCGCUUUAUCACAGCCAUUGAUAUGACACAACCACAGUUCUUGGAACCUGUAUCUAGAGAGUUCUGGAUACGUUUUUGGUCGCAGCAUGAAGAUAUCAAUCAGCCGGCAAGUAUAUUGGCUGUUGCAAGACAGGCUGGGCUAUCAUCAGAGCAGGCCCAGAAGCUACUUGAAAUGGUUUCAUCCCCUGCAGUGAAGAACCGUCUAAAAGAAACAACAGAGGAUGCAAUAAAAUUUGGGGCAUUUGGGAUGCCUGCUGUUGUGGCACAUUAUAAUGGGGAACAGCAUCUCUUUUUCGGCUCUGAUCGUUUAGAGCUGCUAGGAAGUGUUAUAGGAGAAAAAUGGCUGGGACCAGUUCCUUCACUUCCAAGCCCCAAGAUGUGAAAGGGGGAAAAUAGAAGGAGAAAAAAAAAUUUAUAUAUAUGUAUGUCAUGUGUGUGUGUAUACAUAUAAAAAAUUGUAUAUACAUAUAUAAAAAUGUGUGUGUGUGUGUGUAUGUGUGUAUACGUGUGUGUGUGUGUAUAUAUAUACACAUAUAUAUACAUAUAUAAAAAAAUAAGCGGCAAUAUUGUUUUCCUUACAGAACAUCCCAGAGAUAUGGUAUUUAUGCAAAUAUGGUCAAUCUCUGGUGAUCAUUUGAAUGUAUGCAAUUUAUGGAGAGAUAGCUUUCUCUUCCUUAACUUCUAAUUUUACAGCUCAGUCUCAUCUCCAAAUAAGAUGAAAUUUGAGGUUUGCCAAUAUUACCUGUCUGGUCAGGUCUUUACAAACACCAGUAUGCUGCUUUUCUCUCAGCAGAUUUGUUGAACAUUAAAGAUUUCUUACAGAUUAAA